Hermetia illucens (black soldier fly) is the source of this 2008-nucleotide messenger RNA. RefSeq names its product protein RFT1 homolog. The transcript has 7 exons. Lineage: Eukaryota; Metazoa; Arthropoda; Insecta; Diptera; Stratiomyidae. The record is from RefSeq and is a predicted model, not a curated record. Gene Ontology annotation, cellular component: endoplasmic reticulum membrane. The coding region runs from base 202 to 1866 and encodes 554 amino acids. Gene Ontology annotation, biological process: dolichol-linked oligosaccharide biosynthetic process; glycolipid translocation.
AUCGAAUAAAAACAAAACAGAGAAAACCAAUAGCAACUUUACAGAUCAAGUGUCAAAUGUCAACAUGACUAUGUGGAGGCAGCCGGAGGCGAUUGUUGUUACAUCGACACUGGAGCUGUAUCAACGAGUGGAAAUGGUGUCCGUCUAGGUCAAAUAACUUCUUCGUAUUCUAUUUCAUCCUGACACAAAACGGACGAGACAAUGGCACGAAACGUACUGCAAAGUAGCUUGCAGAGUGCAUCCUUCAGCAUCGUAUUUCAGAUUUUUUGCCGCUGUGUCACGUUCGCCAUAAAUGCCUUCAUUGUUCGUACGGUUGGCCGAGAUGUACUCGGGAUCAUGAAUGUGCGGCUGCUUCUUCUGGAGAGCACUCUACUAUUCCUGUCAAAGGAGGCUAUCAACCGGGCGGCCCUCAGUUCCACCACGCAACAUCACAGCAAAUGCAGUUGGGCGCAGCUCAUUAAUCAGAUGUGGCUUACUGUCCCCAUCUGCACAGCACUUUCCAUUCCAUGCCUUUACAUUUGGCUGAACCUUUUGUCGCCGGUAGAGAACCAUCUCUGGACACAGUACAAAUUCGGAUGCCUAGCGAUGACCAUUUCCUGUAUUCUGGAACUCUGCGCAGAGGCACCUCUGUUUAUUGCUCAAGUUUUUUGCUUUGUCAAGUUGAAGGUGGUACUGGAUACCCUACAUAUUUUCGUGCGCUCGGUGGUGUUCAUCGGCAUCGUACUUAAAAAUCCAGAUAUUGCGAUCUACGCGUUCGGAAUUGCGCAGCUGGCCAGCAUAUUUGCAAUAGUUGUGGGCUACUAUGCAUACUUUUACACAUACAUUUCCAAGAAAGAUGAUGACCCUUCUCGUGAAACUUCGGAGGAUGAACCCGAUAAGGAGCAUACCCUUGCCGAUAAAUUCCCUCUGCAAUCAGUGGCCGAGCUAUUGCCUGGGGUUUUAAGAAAUAAGGAUAAGCCAUUCAAUCCAGAACUACAAACUUUGACGUUAAGUUUUGUGAAACAAGGCGUAUUGAAGCAAAUAUUAACGGAAGGAGAAAAAUAUGUAAUGUCCGUAAGCCCAGUUCUUACCUUUAGUGAACAAGCAACAUACGAUGUAGUAAACAACUUGGGAAGUUUGGCGGCAAGAUUCAUAUUUCGCCCCAUUGAGGAUAGCAGCUAUUUCUAUUUCACGCAAACUAUAGCGCGGGAUGUAGAUUUGAAGAAGCAGAACAAGAUAAAAGUUUUAGAGGCCGCUGAAGUGCUCAAAACGGUGUGUAAGACAGUUAGUUCUGUUGGUUUGCUGGUGUUGGUCUUCGGACAAUUUUAUUCUGGAAUUUGUCUAUUGUUUUAUGGAGGAGCCGACUUUGUAGCUGGAGGAUUGCCGGAGACUCUGCUGCGGUGGCAUUGUUUGUCUAUAUUAUUUCUAGCUGUGAACGGAAUAACUGAAGGAUACAUGUUUGCUACGAAUACAAGCAAAGAUAUAGACACAUACAACUAUUACAUGGCAGUAUUUUCAAUUAUGUUCCUAGUUUUGUCAUAUGCAUUCACAAAUGUGUUUGGUCCAGUUGGUCUGAUUCUAGCAAAUUGUCUCAAUAUGCUAUGUCGAAUUUCAUAUAGUACGUACUUCAUUCAUAACAAAUAUAAAGACAUCAAUAUAAACCCACUGGAAGGGAUUAUACCUGGAAAAACCUUUGCGGUUGCAUUAAUCUCUUCAACUAUUAUUCUAACCUUCGCAAAGAAUCGUUUGCUCGAUUAUUCCAUUUUGUAUUUCUUCGCAUGGGGCUGUUUAUGUGGCGCCUUCACGCUGUUAGCUUGGGCAUUUGAAAAUAGAACACUAGUCAAACAGUUAAUCGAAAAGUAUGGAUCGAAGUUAAAGAAAACUUAGUUCUAUGUGUUAGUUAAAGAGUAUUGCUCAAAACAGUUCUCUGUAUGUUUUGCCCAUUUUAUCUAUUACUGAAUUUAAAAUGUACUAACUAGUCGUAAAGUAUAUAUUUAAUAAAAAAGACGCACAUAUUUAUAAGAGAAAA